Messenger RNA from Alligator mississippiensis (American alligator), 10020 nucleotides. RefSeq names its product centrosomal protein 250 (gene CEP250). Lineage: Eukaryota; Metazoa; Chordata; Crocodylia; Alligatoridae. Gene Ontology annotation, biological process: cilium assembly. The record is from RefSeq and is a predicted model, not a curated record. The transcript is spliced from 33 exons. Bases 85 to 7725 code for a protein of 2546 amino acids.
CACAGGGAGGGACAGGCCCUCCUUCCCGGGGCAGGUCGUGCGGGAAGCCGUAGGCAGAGCAAUGGAUCCAGCAAAGGGCACAGGAUGCAGACAGGAGACCUGGAAGUGAGCAGCAUGAAAUUGCAGUCGCUUCAGUUACUGGCAGAGGAGAACGGAGCAACGUUACAUCAGCAGAAGGUAGAAAGUCAGGCAUCCUAUCAACACAAGCUGCAGAGCUCCCAGGAAGCUCAGCAGAGGCAGGCAGUGCUUGUGCGAAAGCUGCAAGCAAAGGUGCUGCAAUAUCGGAACUGGUGUCGGGAGUUGAAACAGCAGUUGGAAAUGGGAGGGGGGCCUCUUACACACAGGUGGGAGGCCAAGGAAGAGGACAGCCUGGAGAAGGCACUGGUCCAGUUGGAGGAGGAGCAGCAGAGUGUGAUUUCUGAGAGCAGCUGGUUAUGCUCAUCACUAUUCUUCCCCCUCCCAAGAUGUGAGAAUCUGGCAGAAAUGAACAUUCUGCUGAGGGAACACUUGGACAAGGCAAAUGAGGUGAAUGCAGCCCUAAGAGAAGAUAUCAGAAAGCUGACAGCCGAUUGGACAAGGGCCCAGGAUGAGUUGGAGCUCAAGAAGAGUGAAUGGCACACUGAACGUGAGCUCUUUGAGGGCUACUUGCAGGGUGAACGCAACCGUCUCCUUAGCCUAUGGCAGCAGGUGGUGACCUUCCGUCGUUACUUCCUGGAGAUGAAGACUGCAACUGACAGAGAUUUGUCAGAGCUGAAGGCAGAUCAGGUGAAGCUUUCUGGAUCUAUACUUAUCAACUGCCUCCAACUAAAUUCUGGUACACAACUCUGGGAGUCUAGCACUUUGGGAAGACCUGCCUUGAAAGACCACACACAACAGGAUUAUGCCAGGGCUCAGGAGGUAGAAAAGGAAAUAAACUGGAAAGACCAAGAAGCAAUAUCCUUGAAAGUCAAAGGGGACAUUGAAAAGGAGGAGCUUCAAGAGAGGGUGUUGGAGCUUUCAGCCCUGCUUGUACAGUCCCAAAAUCAGAAUAAGGAGAAGGAAAAGACCAUGAAGACACUUAGCAACACCGUGGAGAUUCUGGAGACUAGUCAGUUGGAGAUAGAGUAUGAGGCUUCACAGAUAAAAAAAGCUAAAGAAGAGAACCUUUCCCUUCAACAGAUGAUAAAAGAUUUAACUCAGGUUGUGCUAGAUGACAUUGACAGUACAAUCAGAAUCUCCUGGGCUGACUGCUGCCAGCAUCCUGAGUCCAGCAACUUCUCUGAUCUGAUCUACAGUGACACAAAGAGUGCCUUUGCUUUGGUGCGUGAAGCACUGGCAAGGAAACACAAGACAGUACAGGCCUUAUGGCAGCAAUUUUCUGCUAGCCAGGAUUCUGUCAUUUCUCUGCAACAUCAGAAGAAGCAGCAGGAUGAGGAAUGCAAGACGUUGCAACAGAGGCUUAAGCAACUAGAGGAGGAGUGCAAGACACUCACCAGUCAGAGGCAGCACCUCCAGUUGCAAGUAGAAACCCUCAGCAGCAACUGUGUCAAUCUAGAGAAGUCCAAGAAAGAGUUGAAGCAGCAGCUGAAAGUGGCUGAGCAGGAGGCCUGGCACCUGCGUCAAAGCAACACUAAGCUGCAACUAAAGGAGGAUGCAACCCAAGGGGAGAAGGAGGAGCAGCAGGAAGAAAUGGAAAGGGUGCUUUGGGAGAAGGAACAACUUCAGAAAGACUUAGGUACAUUUGAAGCAAAACAUUCGCUGUUAUGGAGCAAGUUGGUAGCUACAAGGGAGGCCCUGGAGAAAUCUCAGCUUGAUGGGGAGCUGGUGAAGCAAGAGAAACAUGAGCUUAUCCUGGCACUGGAAAAGGCUGAGCAGUCAGUAGCCAAAUUAACAGGGGCACAGAAUGAGUUGAAGGCAGAAGUAGCUGAUCUACAGGAUGUGGCAGCAAAGAUGAGCAGCAUUAAUGAGGUCUUAGCAUUGGAUAAAGUCCAGUUAAACCGGUUUGUUUUGCAGCUAGAGCAGGAGAACCAGGCUUUAUCAAGCAAAAUAGAGAAGAUGGAGAGGGCAAAGACUUCUGUGCAGGAGGAGCUGAGCCAGUCUAAAAGAGUGUCUGAGGAGCUCUGUACAGAAAAAAAACGGCUGGAGCAGUUACUGCAGAAGACUGAAAUGCUGCAGGAAGAGCUGCAGGUAGAAUUGAAGACACUGAGAGAGGAGAGAAAAGAGAUCCAAGAAAAGCUGAAUCAGGUUUGCCAUCAGCAGGAAUUAUCCAGCACUGAUUUGGAGCAAACACGGCUGGAAUCAAGUCACCAUAGGGAUGCACUGACCAAGGUAUCUAGAGAAAAGGAAGCCCUGUUGCGUGAGAAGGUUGCACUGGAGGUGCGACUAGGAGUUGUGGAACGGGACAGACAGGGUAUUUCAGAACAACUGGCAGAAAUCAGAUCAGCAAAAGAUGUUCUGGAAUCUAGCCUUUUUGAGGCCCAGCAGCUUCUCUCUCAGCUGGGGGUCACCAAGGGUCAGCUGGAAAUGCAACUUCAGACAGUCACCCAGGCCAAGGAGGUGUUACAAGGAGAGGUGAAAUGUCUUCAUUGUGAGCUGGAAGCAGAAAAGUCAGUAAUGGAACAAGACCGAAUGGAUGUGGAGCAGCAGCUCUCACAAAAAGAGCAGCAAUAUCAAGAUACAUUAAACCUUCAGCAAACUGUAUAUGAGAAGGAAAGGAACAAACUCAUACAAGAGCUGGAGAAGGAGCGGGAACAGCACAAUUCGGAGCUGAAAGAGGUCCUGAAGCACUCAGCGCAAGAGAAAACAGAGCUAACAAAUGCUUAUGAGACGAAACUUUUGGAUCUGAGGCAGGAGGUUGCUACUAUCCAAACUCAGAAAGAAGAGGAGAGAGCCAGGGCUGAAAACAACAGACGAGAGGUUUUGCUAGAAAAAGAGAGGGAGAGGAAGGCUUUGCUGGAAGACCUGCUCCAAGCACAAGGAGAGCUGACAGGUGCUUACCAGCAGCUGGAGCAACUUCAACAGAAAGUGCAGGAGCAACAGGGGAAGGAGCAGGAUGCCAUGGAAGGGCUGCAAAUAGAGCUCCAGGAAGUUCAGAGUAGGAUGGAAGCAGUGGAAAACAGACACAGGGAAGAGAUCAGAACCUUCAAAGAAGAAACAAGUACCCUCGUCCAGCAACGAGAUACCCUGCAAAACCAGGUGCAAGAUUUGAAACUUCAAUUAGUGAUUGCCAAGGAUUCCUGGCAAGUGAUUGACCAAGAGACUCAGCAGCGUCUGAGCAAGGCACAACAGUUGUCCAACCAAAAGAUGCUGGAGGUGGCACGUAUCCAGGAGGUAUUGGAAGGGGAGAGAAAGCGAUGGCAGGAGGUGGAGCAUCAGAAUACAGAGCUGCAAACGGUGUUGCAACAUUUGGAAGGGGAGAGAAAGCAAUGGGAGGAAGUCAAGCAUCAGAACACAGAGCUGCAGGCUGCACUGAGAGACCUGGAAGAGGAGAGGAUGCAGUGGAAGGAGGUGGAGCAUCAGAACACAGAGCUGCAGGCUUCACUGAGAGACCUGGAAGGGGAGAAAAGGCAAUGGCAGGAGGUGGAGUGUCAGAACACAGAGCUACAGGCUGCACUGCAGGACCUGGAAGGGGAGAGAAGGCAAUGGGAAGAAGUAGAGCAUCAGAACAUGGAACUGCAGGCUGUAGUGAGAGACCUGGAGAGUAAAAUAGACAGCCUGACCUUAUCCCUGGAGGAGAAAGAACUGAGGCUUAGGACCCUGCAGGAAAGAGGUGUUGCUCAGCAAAGUGAGAUUGUGAGCCUACAAUCAGCCAUUCGCCAGGCCCAGCAGCUUCAUUUUGAUUACCAAGGAGAAAUACAGGAGCUCAAGAACCAGGCCCAGUCACUCAGGCAGACAAUGAUGGAGAAAGAGGCUGGCUUACAAACCCAUGAGAAGCAGCUGUUACAGGAUCUGGAGGAGUCACAGGCAGGUGAACGGCAUUUGAGGAAUUCCUUGCAGAAGCUUGAAGCUGAGGUAUCUCAGCUGCAUCUGAGCCUUCACAGCACGGAGAGCCGAGCAGAGGCACUGGCUGCAGAGUGCCACCUAGCUAGUGAUGCUCACCAUGAAGCCCAGUCCCAGCUGGCAAGGUUGCAUUCACUUUUGCAGCAUAUUCGUUGUGGCAGCACUGAUCUGAGUGGAGACCUUAUACCAGAACAGGAAAGCAGCUGGGAUCUAGCUGUGCCUCAGCCCAAGGACCUCCCCACAGAGCUUCUGGUGGACCAAGUAGCAACAGCCUUCCGAGACUUGCAGCAGAACCUGAAGCAGACUCAACAAGAUCUGGAUGACACCAGGAACAAGGCUCAGCAGCUGAAUCUGGAGUUGAACAAGAGUGAGGCUGAGAGGGAAUGUCUCAAUGCCCACACUCAAGAGCUGCAGAAGAAGCUGGCCCAGAGCCAAGAAGAAACACAGAUGGCAGAAGACAAGUACCAGUCAGUACAGGUCAACCUGCAGGAAGAGGUUGCUGCCCUAAAGAAGGAGGUUUUGACCUUGCAUGGGGAGGUGGCUUCCUUGGAGAGGAGACUCAAGGACACUGAGAAGCAAAAGAUGGAUAUUGUGCAUGAACGGGAUACUUUGCAAGCAGCCAAGGAAAAGCUAGUCUGGGAGAUGGACCUUCUUCAGGAAUCCAUCAAAGCUUCUGAGACAAGGGCAAAUACAGCAGCAAAAAUGAGCUGCUGUCUUGAACAAGAGCUUCAGAAAACCCUCUCUGCCCUGCAAAUUAAAAGUGAGGAAGUAGAGACUCAGUGUGAGAAAAUCCAGACACUACAAGAAAAGACAGCACUGGGGAAGGCUUUGCAGGAAAAAUUGGAUCAUAUGAGUAUCACCCUGACAAAGAGAGAUGAAGAAGUGGAAUCCCAGCAAGAGCAAAUUAGAGAACUGGAGAGGCAGAGAGAAAUACAAAAGGCUACUCUAGAUCAUCUUGUUCAAGAGCUAAAGGAGAAGGAACAAGAGGUAGCAUCCCAGCAAGAAAAUGUUAGAGAGUUGGAAAGACAGAAAGAAAUGCAGAAGACUGCCCUAGAUCAUCUUACUAAAGACCUAGAGGAGAAAGUUAAUGAGAUUAAAUUCCAAGAAAAGAAAAUCCAGACUUUGGAGGAACAUGAAACAUCGCAAUUGAGAAAUCUAUUAGAAGAGAUAGAUCAGAUGAAAGCAAACUUGAGAGAAAAAGACCAGAAGCUCUCGUUACAGAAACAGCUGGUUCAAGAACUGGAAGAGGAGAAUAAGCAGGUGAAGGCUCUUCACGUAAGUUUAGAACGUGUGAGAGCAGUUCUUAAGAAGAGGGAAUGUGAGGCUGACUGCCAGAGGGGGCAGAUAAAGAUUUUUCAGCAGUAUAAGGAUCAGCAGGAAGGACAGCUGCAAGUCCUGCGUGAGAAAAUAAAACAGAUGACACUCACUCUGACCCAGAGAGAUCAAGAGCUCGAGUCUCUGAAAAAGCAAGUCCUAGAUGUUGAGGAAGAAACAGAAAGGAAACUAAAGACUCACUAUGACAAACUGGAGCAAACACAGUCGAUCUUAAGAGAAAAAGAGCGAGAGCUAGAGUUCCAAAUACAACAAGCACAAGAACAAGAGGAAAAAGCAGAAGAGCAGCUAAUGCUUUUACAAAGAGAUUUAGAGCGCACCAAAGUAGCCUUAAAAGAAAGAGAUGACAUGAUUGAGUCUCAGAAAGAGAAAAUCUGGAUGUUCCAAAAGCAAGAGAGAGAAACAGAACAACAGUUGAAAAUUCUUGAAAGUCUUAAAGUAUCAUUAAGAGAAGGAGAGCAACAAGUUGUAUCCCUGAAAAGGCAAUGUAAGCAGAGUAAGGAAGAGGAGGAAAAGCAGACAAGAGCCAUGCAAGCAAAUCUUGAAGAAGGAAAGAUGACCCAGAGUGGGAAAGAGAGAGAAAGAGAGGUUCUAGAGCAGAAUAUUUACAAACAUCAACAGCAAAAGAUAGAGGCAGUGACACAGACUGAGCCUGUCUUGGAUGAACUGGAAUACACCAAAUCAUCUCUACAAGGCAGAGACAAAGAGAGACAGACUUUGCAAGAGCAUGUAAAGGUGCUCUUAGGGCAGAAAGAACUAGAAGAAAAAUGGGUCAAGAGCUUACAGCAGGAUUUGGACAGAAUGAGACAAAUAAUGAAGGGGAAAGAUGUAGAGUUCCUCAAGCAGGCAGAGCAAAUUACCAUGUACCAGCUUCAAGAAGAAAGCAUGCAGGUGGCAUUAGAGUCUUUCAAGAAUCAAACAAACCAUCUUGAGCAUGUGGCAAGAGAGCAAAGCCAAGAGAAUGAAACUCUCAAGCAAAAACUCCAACACCAAGAGAAACAGCUAGUGACCCUGCAUUAUCUUCAUCUUACACACUCUGAGAAAGAGGCAGAAGAGGUGCAUCCCAGAGGAAGACAGAGUCUCUUGGGAGAAGCCCUUAAUGAGAGAGAACAAGAAAUCAAUGCCCAAGAAAUCAAUGCCCAAGAUGAACAAAAACAAUUGGAAGAGAAAAUGAAACAUUUUCAGGAAAAUCUCCACCAAAAGGAAGAGGUGAUCAAACACCAGAGAGAGAAAGCCAGGCACCUAGAGGAGACUAUGAAGAAGAGAGAACAGGAGCUGGGGACACAAAUAGAACUUCUGAAGCAGAUAACCUCAGCUCUACAAUGGAAAGAUGAUGAAGGAGAGACCCCAAAGAGCCAAAUCCAGAGACUUCUGAGCUGGGAGAAAGAAGAGGCAGCCAGAAAGAAGGAUCUCCAGGAGAGAGAUGAUUGCCUGAAAAGGCAGAAGAAUCGCAUCCAAAAUUUGGAAGAUGAGAAGAAAGUGAAGGUGCGGGAAUUGGAGCACCUGAUGGCUAUUCUGAAACAGACUGAAAGUGGGGAGAUAAGAUGGAGGGAGAAAGCACAUGCACUUGCACAGUCUGUGGCUCAGAGUGAAGUCACCAUUAAGACCCUGAGGGAGGAAAUGGCUAUUCUGCAGAGCAUGGUUUCAGAGAGGGAUAAAGACCGGCUUUAUCUUCAGGAACAGCUUGAUUCAGCACUCAAAGAUCUAAAGAAGAGCAUUGUGAACAAGGCUGUGAAUGGAGAUGUGAGUCUGCUCCUCAGAGAGAAUGAGAAAGCAGAGGAAUUGCAAGCAAAGGCUGGCCAGGCAAUGGAAGAGGAGGCGAAGCAGCCAGCAUCAGGGGCAGAGAGGAAAUUAUUGCAAGAGCGGCUGGAACAACUGCAACAAGCCAUUGCAAGGCUGGAACAUGACAAAACUGAGCAGGAGCAACUCAAUGCCCAGCUGACGAAGACAUUAGAGCAGGCGGAGCGUGAGCGGAGGAGGCUGAAGAAAGAACGUGCUGGCCCAUCGCUUCCAGAUGCCUGUGUGCUUCACAUGUCCAGCGCUGGCCGGGAGAAGGCACCCAGUCCAGGACAGAAGGAAGCCCACACUUGCCACAGGCAAUUUGCCAGGUUACAGAAACAGGUGUCCCUUCUGAAGACGCAGCUAGUGCUGGAGCGGAAGCAGAAGCAGGACUACAUUGAGUGCUGUGCCAAAACAAGCCAGGAGCUCUCAGGCUUGCACCAGGAGCUCUCUCAUUCCUUAGCAGCUGUAGCCAGGGACCCCAAAGCUACUGUGCUAGAAAUUGAAACUGAAAAGCUGGAUGAAUCUUUGAACUACAACUUGAUUUUGACAGCUCUGGAAUGGGAUAGCCAGUCUCCAGAGAAACACCUACUGGAUUCAACGCCAAGAGCAGCCCAACAGGGUGGACUGAGGUAGCAGGAAGUAGGGGGCUGAAUCCAUGUUCAACAAGUGGCUUACACCUGAAACCAAGUAAGGCUUGAAAUUUGUCUGGUAGUUCCAUCCUCAACAGCACCAGGCAAGUAUAACAGAGACUCGCAUCUCUUUCAGAGCUACAGUGGUAGCAUUGAAAAAUGUGAUGAUUUACACUGACCUGGCUGCAAUCUGUCAAGGUCCCAUCCAAAACACUGAUUCUCAAGAACAGUGCACCACCCAACUGAUUGUUGCCCACAGGAGGAUGGAACUAGUCUGGAUAUGGCUAUUUUCUGUUCUUAAAACCUAUAUGUGCAACACAGGAACUUUUCAGGUUGCACAGUAACAUGUUCAUAGAGAGUACUCUGGGGAGUGAUUAGAGACGAGAGAUGUCCAGGGAGUACAUACAGGGAUGGGGUUUGGGACAAAGGCUCAUUGCUUGUGCAUGAAUUGAAUUUUUCUUCUCAGCUCUGACACAGUGGGUCUGAAGGUCACCUGGGAGGCACAGGCAAGAGUAUAGUAAUUUACCAAACAAACAGCAUGUGAGAAAGAUCUAACAUUUCAGGCUCCAAGGCACAAAAUAACAGGAUGAGGAAAAUACUUUAUUUGGAGCAGCACAUUCCAAGGGGGUUUCCUGUACCUUCAAAGCAGCUAGUGCUGGCAGUAGUCUGAAAUAGGCUAUGGAACUAAAUGUUGAACUAGUAGGGCAAUUCGUAUAUUCCAGACUGCUCUCAGAGCUACAGCCUGAUUCAGUACAUUAUAAAACAAGAAGCUCCACUCACGUGGAGAUGUGCCUGGGAAAACCUAAUUCCACAUGCAAGCACUGUACCAAAGUAGCAUAUAGUCAAGCAAUUUCCAAGUACCGAAAGGAAACUGAUAGCUCUUUGGAGGUUACCUGGUGGGGUGGCAAAGCAAAAUGUGAAACAUCUCUAUCUACACAAGAAGAUAGUAAAAUAAAAAUUCAUAAGGGAAAAAAAAAAUUCAGAUAAAGUUGCCCUGGGAAUAACACUUUUAAAUCCAAGGAAUAUACAGUGAUGGAAAAGUAAAAAAUAUUUUACUGUCUUUGACAAAUAAUAUUUUAAUCUUUUUGACAGUGUUACCAUUUAUUUUUAUAUCUUUUUUUCUUUAAAAGAUAUUAACUUAAAAUAUAUUUAUGACUUUAACACCAAACUCAGUGUUGUUGAUAUGUAUAUAAUCUUUAGAUGGCAAAGAUGUGGAAAGGCUGAGAUGAUGAUAUCUAGAGAGAGCUUUGACUAACUUGAAUGAAUUUAAGUCAGCAAGGCCAGACAAAAUUUAUCACAGGCACUGAAGAGAUCUCUGAGCUGUUGGCAAUUUUUCUAAAUUAAUGGGAGAAAGAUGAGGUUUCAAAGGAUAAGAAAAAAGUUAAUGUAGUGCCCAUCUUUGAAAAAGGAGAUUCCAGGGAAUUAUGAACUAGUCAGGCUGACUUCAAUACCAGGGAAGUUGCUGAAGCAAGCUUUAAAAAUGUCAACUUGUAAACAUCUGGAGGAUGAAAAGCUGAUCUGUAGCAGCCAGCAUGGAUUUAAGAACAAAUCAUGCCAAACCAACUGGCUCUUCUUUGACACAAUAACUAGUUGGGGAGAUGAAGGGAAUGUAAUGGACAUAUUAUAUCUGGAAUUUAAUAGGGCUUUUAGUUAAAGUUCUAGACCACAUUAAGUAAACUGGAGAAAUGUGAGCUAUGUAGAAUUAGGGUAUGGUAGAGACAGCUCAAUAACUGCAAGCAAAGGGAUAAAUGGAUCAAUGUCAGAAUUGCAGGAAAUUUCAAGUGGGGCUUCACAGGGGUCGGCCCUGGGUCCAGUGCUGUUUAACACACUUACUAGUACGCUUUGGCAGGCAAGGUUCUUUGGGUAGAUAUGGUUUCUUUUAUUAGACCAACUAAAUAGGUGGGGAAAAAAGUUCUUUGCAAGCUUUUGGGCACAAACACUUCUUUAGGCAUUGGGAGACUGCUGUUGUUCUGAGUUCUCCACGGUAGAAAGGAGCUAAAGUAAACAAGAAGUCUGUGAAGAUGCAAGUGAGUGGAAGUCUGGAAGACAAAGGAUAGAGAUAGAAGGGCAGGGGGGAGAAAGGGAGGGAAAAGUGUGAAGAAAUGCAAGUGUUCAGCUGAAGGCAAGAUACCUGGUGAGUCAGAUGUCAGGCAGGUUGUAAUGUGUCAUAAAUACAAUGUCUAUAUUAAGUCCAUGAUUGUUUAUAUCCAGUAGAUUUAUGAGGUGAAGUUCGUAGGCUUGUCUAUGAAAGGUGUUUUGUAAAUUCCCUUUGAGGAUUAAAACUGAGAGACUGGAGAAA